AUGGACCAAUGCGGUCGCCUGUACAACCAGUGCAAUUACUCCAAAAAACUGUCUCGUGACAGUUUACUAUCUCCCUCAAUGAAUGGGCCGCCUAACUGGGACAGGCUUCCAUCUGUUUCUCCUAUUGAGAAACGCAAAAUUAUGCUUGAUAGCAGAGGUCGCCGUUUGUCGACCAUGGGGCCUCCACCAUUACCGUCAUUAUUGAAGUGUGAUACCACUCGGCAGCUUCGACCCCAUAUUUCAACUGGAAGGCUUUUUGCUAGAGAUCCACAUCAACCUCUGUCUGCCUCUCGGCGUCAUUCAAUUCACCCACCACAACUCAUGGGGGUAGCGUCAUUGUUGAGCGCACAAAACAGCGACGACAGGUGGAAGAAGAAGAGCAGGGAGAAAGAGAAAGAACGUGCCCGACAGAAUGCAGCCGCAUUGGAGGAAAAAUGCAAGGCUAACGAGGAGAAGAAGAAUGCUCAAGAAGCGGAAGCCGUGAAGCUGAUACAGGAGGUUGCAGAAGCAGCUAAAUCUCCUUCCCAGCAAGCGCUGCAGCUCGAUGCCACAACCCAACUUCCAAUGCCUGUCAAGCCAAUAGGACAACCGCCAUCUUUGAGAGCACUGGUCGAUGGCAUGACCAGGAAAGACUUCUCCUUGAAUGAUGUGCUCCACAAGAGCUAUUCGUCUCCCAGGGGCAAACCUAGAUUCAUCACGGCUAUCACUCGCGUUGUCCCAACGUCUCUAUCCCAAUCCCAAACGUCAUUAGCCCAGACUCUUCUUCCUGCUCCUGCUAACAUGCACACUGUAUCAUUUCAUAACGUCUUGCCCCUUGGUUUUUUCGUCCAGUAUGCACUUAAUCCCCAUGUCCAAGGAAUACUGUGUUAUCAAGGUUAUUGCCCGUCUAUGUCGUUCAAGUGCUCUGCGUCUCAAGCUACUGGUUAUCCGCUUGCCUACACUGCUGCUAAAAUCGCCCUCGGAAUCAAGGACAUCAUCCGCGCUUACCGCAAGUUUCUUGACAUCACCCUCUUCGUCAAACAUAUCGAUACUUGGCAACCAUUCGUCGUCCUCUUCACCAAAACCGACCCAACGUACCAGCAGGGUUUUCAGAUCGAAGGAUCUGCCAAUGUCGAUGGACGCAUGGAAAGUCUAUCUGGGACGACUUCUCCAAGCAACCUGGACAGAGAAUGGACGGCCGAGACAGGGAUGUGGCCACUGAUUCAUACAGGCUCUGGAAGGAGGACAUUGCAUUACUUGCUCAGUUUGGCGUCAAGUCCUACUGCUUUUCCUUAUCUUGGUCUCGUAUCAUCCCGCAGCAAGAUCUUCUCAAGCUCUCCAAUGAAAUGGACCUUGAUAUUCACAAUGCCUGUGGUGUCGCAGCUCACUGCACUGGCUGAGGGUCUGGCACAGCAGAAGAAAACAAUUUCCAGACAGCAUUUUGAUGUGGAAUCUCUCGUGACGGAUGGCGACAACGAUAAAGUAAACAAUGUUUUGGGAGUUCCUAAAACUAUUUGGACUGUGCAGGAGGUCAUUCUACCCAUCAUCCGGUUCACCCUUGAGAACAAGUUAAUCGACGCCCUUGCCUUCCGUCUUCACGCAAUAUCACCGAACAUAUCAGGCUUAUUACGUCCUGGCUAUACUACAAGCAAUGUCUCCAGUUCUACAUGUUCGUCCAACACCCCUCCUCAUCAUUCAUACCACCCACCCCCAUCGAUCUCUUCAUCAGCAAGGACAAACGCAUCUACACGAGAAUCUGAUGAGUUUUCCAGUGGAUCACUUGCCUCCAUACCGCAAGAUGUCCAUCGCGGGUCAAGUUCUGGCUCGUCAAAUCUGUUAUGGGGUGCUCCUACCUCCUCCCGUCCUUCGCCGCCAAUUGCGCCCUCGCCAGAUCUGCUAGGCCGCAGGCUGCAAGACAUUCUACCCAUUCAGAUACUGGCUGGAGAUCGAGUACUUGCGCUGCUUGGAGACUCCAUUUCUCAGUUCUACGCUGCUGAUGAGGAACGGCCUCGAGUAACUUUGAAUACAAUCCAGGACAAUGACUCAUCUCCCUCGCGCUCUGCUGACAGAUACCAAGAGGUUGCUGCACGUGCUAGAACAGUUAUCGAACGCUCAUGCAACUCAGUUCAUCCUCUCUCGGCGGCUUUUUCUUCGUUUUCCAGGGAACAGGGAUUUGAAGAUUCGGAUGAAGCAGAAUUGUCAUUUGACCGUUACGUAGAGGGUCUCAGUGAAGAGGACUCCAUGGAUAACGAGAGAAGACGCAGGGUCAUGGCUCAUAAUCGUUAUGAUCUUGCCGGCAAAAAUGAUGAAGACGAUGACGACCCCUCCCAUUCAGACAGUGUGCAUGAGAUCAUCCAAGGUCUUCAUAAUGCCCGCGGUCUACCCGAGCAUGGCGUAGAAACUGGUAAGCCCGUUCAUUGUCUGGGUCACCUUCCCGCCAUGAGCCGCCCAAUCAUCCUCCAGCUCGCUAUCCGCCUUCAUUCCUGCUUGCAUUCCUCUGCUACGACAGUAUCCAGCAACUCAUUAGUAUCAGAGAGUGCCGCAGAACAUCGCCGCACCAAUGCCAGGGCGCAUCUUCGCUCUCAAUUGUUUGCUUCACGUACCAGCUCUGACGAGCCUCCUCAAGACAGUUCAGACAUUUCAAGUUUGACUGCAGCUGCUCGUUUGAGGUGUCUUAUAGCCAGUCAAACGGACUCCUCAUCGACUACAUCUUCCCACCCUUUGUCAUCUGGUCGAACAAGUGACCUUCCUUCAAGACCGUUCGCAUCAAACGGUCCGGGGUCACCUUCUCAGUUUCCACGAGGAGGCUUGAACGAAUGGGAGAGAGCACGAUUUUCCAAGAUGUUAUCCAAACACAGACAUCCGCAGACAAGAAGUGGGACUAACAGAUCUCUGUCAAGAGACCGCAAUCACCUCUCUUCUGAAGACUCACCCGACAGUAUCUUUGACCCUGUGUUCGCCCUGAUCAAUGCUAUCCCGGAUUCAACAAACUCAGCUGAGGGAGAUGUGCAGCCACCAUAUGUGUUGAACGGUGACACAUCUGGGAGAUCUAAUCCUUCUAGCAGCGUUAACUUGGAUAUGUUCCCGCCUGGAAUAUACCACGAUUCGUUGCGAUGGUCAAUACAAGCGAACCAAGCACGUGGUGAUUCCCGUGUACCAGAGCCAGAACUGAUGCCUCCCGUUCACGAGCCUUCCACAAUGUUUUCUUUCGGGAACUCUGAUGAGGAUAACGAUAGCGAUGGCAUGGAUUCUUACUUUGCCUUUGGUAUAUCGCCAAGGCGUGGAAGGGAACGCACAGCAGCCACGAGCGCACGGUUUACAUCAAGGCAUAUGAUGCCAGAGCCUGCUGCUCCAGCAACAUCCUUGGCUUUUGGCAUCGACUCUCACAACACAUCCAUGCAGGGUCAUAGCGCCUUCACUGGUGUCCAAAGCGUGCCUCUUGAUCCAUUCUGGUCUAGCAGUAGGCGUGAUGCCCCCGCACACGACCCACCCCCCAGUGGCGCAACGUUCCUCAGCCUCAUCAGGGACCCUUUGGAAGACCUGGGAAUGCUUCACCUCCGGUAG
Suillus subalutaceus is the source of this 3543-nucleotide messenger RNA. RefSeq lists its product as uncharacterized. The record is from RefSeq and is a predicted model, not a curated record. Bases 1 to 3543 code for a protein of 1180 amino acids. NCBI's taxonomy places the organism in Eukaryota, Fungi, Basidiomycota, Agaricomycetes, Boletales, Suillaceae. The transcript is spliced from 22 exons.